CCUCUGCUCCAUUUAAAAUGAAGCAUCUGCUAGCAGUCUCUCAUCAUUUUGGAAAGCCUAAACAUCUACAUGCAACCAUGUCCGUGUUGAGGAGGUCAGUGUUUGUGGAGUUAGUGCUGUUUGCUCUCGUUCCUCUGAAUGAUGCCGCCUGCUGGACGGGGUUUCUUAAAAAGGACGGGACUCACUGUCAGGAUAGUGUGGAUAGGACCUGGCACGCUGUGGGAUCUGCCUGGACCAACAGCAGAUGUGAAAAGUGUGAAUGUACCACUACCGAUAUGGCAUGCUGUGAUGGAAUGCUAAAGGUGCACGUUUCCGGCGACUGCACUGUGGUGUAUGAUUAUGACACCUGUACAUUUGAUGUGCUUUAUAAGAAAGACGGCACAUGCACUACCAUGGGCAUUGGAAAGUGAAAUAAGGUGAAAUUGGUGUAAAGAACAGAAAAGAAAGCAGAAUUCAGUAAUUCUACAUAUCAGAAAAAUGUAACCAAAGCAUUCUUAAUAAUGAAAGUUGAUAGAAAAUAGUAAAUUUUAGGUACUCAGUUAUUCCUAGCUAGCUGAGAAAAUAUUGUAUAGCUAAACUGCCUUAAAGAUAGUGUACAACACUCUUCAGGAUGUUAAUAAUGAUGGCAGAUGUGUGGCACAUUAAAGAAAAUCCAUUUCCAUUGUG
Messenger RNA from Colossoma macropomum (tambaqui), 666 nucleotides. RefSeq names its product beta-microseminoprotein-like. The record is from RefSeq and is a predicted model, not a curated record. Bases 18 to 410 code for a protein of 130 amino acids. Lineage: Eukaryota; Metazoa; Chordata; Actinopteri; Characiformes; Serrasalmidae. The transcript is spliced from 4 exons.